Molecule: messenger RNA, 339 nt
Organism: Trachymyrmex cornetzi
Lineage: Eukaryota; Metazoa; Arthropoda; Insecta; Hymenoptera; Formicidae
Exons: 1
Coding region: 1-339 (112 amino acids)
Source: RefSeq, a predicted model, not a curated record
AUGAGGCAAAAGUUAAUGAGAAACGCGCCUGCCAAGGAGGAGACGAGGUCAUUCCUAAACUUUUCGCGGGAGAACUUGAGCAUCUCACUCUCCGACCUCGAACAAGGGUUCAACCGGUCGCGGCUCAUAAGACCGAGCAAAAACACGAUCCUGAGCGUGACCGCACUUAUAGCUGCUGUUCUCUGUCUCGGCCUUCAGAGUUGGAAAAUGUUGUCAAACACACGCGAAAUUGAGCAGCUGAGAAGAGACGUGAAUAUCUUGAAGCAUCGGUUUCUGGAGCAGGAUCUUAUGGACGAGCUAAAGGCCUUCGAGGAACAGGUAGGUCCUUACAGUAAGUAA